Dentiscutata heterogama is the source of this 170-nucleotide messenger RNA. The record is from the annotation of a GenBank genome assembly. Lineage: Eukaryota; Fungi; Glomeromycota; Glomeromycetes; Diversisporales; Gigasporaceae.
AUUGUGUUAGAAAAGUAAUAUCAAAGUUGCUUAAAAGAGAUAAAAGAAGAUCAAUUUCCAUAUUAGAGUUGUUUGAGGAAGGCUUUGGUAAUGAGCUAAGUAAAAAAAGAUUGUUAAAAGGGUUAGUUUGUUUGGUUUUUGAAGUUUGGGUUGGGGUAGAUGUAGUAUAA